This is a messenger RNA of Micromonas pusilla CCMP1545, 2286 nucleotides long. RefSeq lists its product as uncharacterized. The record is from RefSeq and is a predicted model, not a curated record. The coding region runs from base 1 to 2151 and encodes 716 amino acids. The transcript is spliced from 3 exons. NCBI's taxonomy places the organism in Eukaryota, Viridiplantae, Chlorophyta, Mamiellophyceae, Mamiellales, Mamiellaceae.
AUGCGAGCGCCGGCGAGCUCGAGCGCCGCCGCCGCCGGCGGCGGCGGCGGCGGCGGCAAACGCCCGCCGACGUCGGUGACGUGCGUCGCGUGCGGGCACGACCGCCACCCGAGAAGCGCGACCUGCCGCGACGCGCGAUGCGAUUGCGCGUGCCGCGACGUCGCGGGAAACGUCGGCGCGAAGAAGCGCCGCAGACAGAUCGCCGUCGCGAACGCGGACGGGGAGUGGCGCGCGGCGACGCACCGCAAGGUAAUCGCCCACGCGAAGCGCGCGGCGGAGACGAUGCGGAAGUGCGCGGCGACGUACUGCGUCCUGAGCGCGCGACGCGGGCCGAACGGCGAGGUCAUCACGGACGUGUGGGGAUCGCACGACUGGGUCGAGCGCGAGCUCGCGGGAAAAUCAUCAAACGUCGUCGAGCUCGUGUGGCGCUCGAAGACCGCGGAGCAUCUCACGGAGGAAUCCGUCGCGGGGCUCUCGGAGUACGCCCCCGUGUUCGCCGCGCUGAAGCGGUUCGGGUUAACGCACCUGAGGGGAGCGUUUCUGAUGCACAACGUGGACGCGGCGGCGUUCGCGUCGCCGCGGCUGGACGACGACGCGCGCGCUUCGGCCACCAUGGUCGCUAGGAAGAGAGCGCAAGGCAGGACGCGCGUCGUUGAACCGAGCGCGAAGCAAAAGAAGUUCAAUGCCACGGUCCAGGACAUCCGCGACCGCUUCGAAGCGCGCGCGGAUCCGUCGUGCAAGCUCUCUCCGAAGGAAAAGUUCGACGCCGCGCAGCGCGACUUGGAGAAACUCGUCGACGCCAUCGGCGAGUUCCUCGGCCGCAAGCUGCACUUCAGGCGGAUUCUUCUUCCCGAGGACGCGGAGUGGAACGAGAGCGGCCUCAAGGAGGAGUUCAACGUCAUCAUCGGGCACUUCGAGACCGACGGGAUCGGACUCCGCGGGAACUUGCGAAAGCUCCGCGCCGACGGGAAGCGGCUCGUUUCCGACGUCUGGGACUGGUUUUUUGUUCACAUCGGUGACACGCCCGCGGCCGGUCGCGCUCGCGCGCCUUCGUUUCUCAUGACAAACAUGAUUCCCUGGCCAGGGCGUCACGACGCCGGCAAGAUCAUCUUGAAAGGCGUCGAGACGCGCGAGAGGAAGUUGAUCGAGGACUUGAUCGUCGAGGCGUUGAACGCCUGCGGGACGCCCGAACGCGCGGGGGGCUUCGGUCGGCCGGCACGCGAAUGGAUGGCGAAGCACUGCCCUGCGGAUAUGCCCGCGGAGCGCGCCCUGUGGCCCGAGCUGGACGGUGAUGUCCACACCAAGUCCGGUCACAUGUGCUUGGCGACGUCCAUCAGGUCGACGCAAUGGCUCACGGAGCGCUUCAUCCGAAGCAUGGCGGACUUGUUCGUGCACUUCGGCGGGCCGGAGGGCACCUUCGACACGCUCUUGGCGAAGUUCAUGGAGGACGGCCGCCUGCUCGAGAUCACGCCGGAGAUGGCGGCGUGGUUCUCCGAGAGGAUCAAGGAGGGGCAGCAGUACUGGAAGGUGACGGGCCAGUCGAAGAACGCGCCCGGGGUGGGGACGCGCGGACUGAAGAAGAGAAAGAAGGCGGCGUCGAAGGAGAAGAGGAUCGAGACGCUGAGCAAGAAGACCGCCGCGGAGAAGGCGGCGUCGAAGGAGAAGAUGCUCGCGACGGUGAGCAAGAAGACCGCCCCGGAGAAGGCGGCGUCGAAGGAGAAGUUUAUCGAGACGCUGAGCAAGAAGACCGACGCGGAGAAGGCGGCGACGGAGGAGAAGAGGCUCGCGUCGCUGAGCAAGAAGACCGACGCGGAGAAGGCGGCGUCGGAGAAGAAGAGGCUCGCGUCGCGGAGCAAGAACCUGAGCAAGAAGACCGACGCGGAGAAGGCGGCGUCGAAGAAGAAGAUGCUCGCGACGCUGAGCAAGACGCUGAGCAAGAAGACCGACGCGGAGAAGGCGGCGACGGAGAAGAAGAGGCUCGCGUCGCUGAGCAAGACGCUGAGCAAGAAGACCGUGGCGGAGAAGGCGGAGACGAAGAAGAAGAUGCUCGCGACGCUGAGCAAGACGCUGAGCAAGAAGACCGUGGCGGAGAAGGCGGAGACGCAGAAGAAGAGGUCCGAGACGCUGAGCAAGAAGAAGAAGACGCCGUAGGAGAAGGCGGAGACGACGAAGAGGAGGCGCGCGGGGUCCGAGAAGAGGAAGUAGUCCCCCAACAACCGCAUCAUGCGCUUAGGGGAGGGGGAGAUGAAUGCCGUACUGUAUUAUUACAUUUAAACGCGCUCGUUC